AGUACUUGUUAAUAAGGAAAAAGAAAACAAAGAACCUUCUGUUUCCCUUGUAACUUUCUUCUGCUACAAUCCACCAAAAGCUGCUUUUUCUCAUGAUAAAUUUACCCAAACAAUCUCAACUUUCCUCUUUGCAACUUCAUUCAUGUUACAUAUCCACAAGAAGAGAAGAAGCAACAGAAAUCAAAUCCUUUCACUUUUAAUGAUCUACUAGCCUGCUAAGCAUUACAGAAAACAAAAUUAUAGUCCUCAUCAGAACCUUAUAAACCUAUCCGAUCACAUUCUCACAUGGGCUCUCUCUUAUUUUUCUCCUUAGUAAUUCUCUGUUCUUUGACAUCAAUUAGUAUUGAAGCUGAAGGGAUCAAGUCUCCUCGGGUUCUUGAUCUUAUCAUCAGGGAUUACACAUUCAAGUCCUAUGACUUACACUUGAGGACAGGAAAGAUACACACUGUACAACUACCUGCAAAUUUCUCAGGCAUCAAAGUUGAUACGGCAAGGUUCCGAUGCGGUAGUCUUCGAAGAUAUGGAGCUCAGGUUAAGGAAUUUCAUCUGGGUAUUGGUGUAAUAGUGCAUCCAUGUGUAGAAAGAGUAAUGGUAAUUAGACAAAAGUUGGGACAUAACUGGUCCUCUAUUUUCUAUUCUAACUAUGAUUUAUCAGGAUAUCAACUUGUGUCACCUAUUCUAGGCCUUUUAGCUUAUAACGGUGGUAGUGAUGUGAAUUUCAGCAACCCUUUUGAGCUCGGAAUUCAUGCUGGAGAAAAACCGAUUAUUAUAGAUUUCAGCAAUGCGACAACCAAUCUUGAAAACCCCUCAUCGGGAAUCAAUCCACUUUGUGCUAGUUUUGAAAAUGAUGGCAAGGUGACAUUAAAAAACCCAGCAUCGCUUCAUGUUUGUGUGGCAACAAGGCAUGGCCAUUAUGGUUUAGUGAUUAAAUCGCCACCGCUUCUGCCACCACCAGGGCAGGAAAUAAAAAAGAAGAUCAGCCCGUGGAAAGUGAUUGUAGGGAGCACAGUUGGGAGUGCAUUAGCUGUGUUUCUACUGGGAUUGCUUUUGGUGGCAAUGUUUGUUAAGGUAAAGAAGAAAGCAAGAAUGGAAGAGAUGGAGAGAAGAGCCUAUGAAGAAGAGGCUCUGCAAGUUUCAAUGGUUGGUCAUGUUAGAGCACCUACUGCUGCUGUUACAAGGACAAUGCCUACGAUUGAACAUGAAUAUAGACCCUAUCGUCCUUCUUGAGUUGUUGUUCGUUUCUCCUUUAUGAACAUUAUUCUUUUUGUAAUAGUAGUUUAUAAACAGAACUGUAUUGAGAAAGGAGGAUAGAUUGAACAAAAAAAAUUUUGUCACUUCUCUAAAAUUUGCAGGGAGUAGUACUCUGUUUCUUGAUCUUGUUAUCCCAUCAGUCCUUUUCCUUUUACUAAAUUCUGUUGUGUGAUUUUGUUUUGAGUCUAAAACUGGAUUAUGACUCAGAAGUUACAUCUUC
Ricinus communis (castor bean) is the source of this 1471-nucleotide messenger RNA. RefSeq lists its product as uncharacterized. NCBI's taxonomy places the organism in Eukaryota, Viridiplantae, Streptophyta, Magnoliopsida, Malpighiales, Euphorbiaceae. The record is from RefSeq and is a predicted model, not a curated record. The transcript has a single exon. Bases 286 to 1227 code for a protein of 313 amino acids. Gene Ontology annotation, cellular component: membrane.